UCUCACCACAUCCUGGUUUUGUCAUCACAACACGCCAUGUUCACACAGUUGAACCUAUUUCCUGUACAUCUCUCUGACACACACACACCUUUUCUCUACACACUCUCUCACACACACAUUCUCUCUCUCUACACACCCUUUCUCCAUCUCACACUCUCUACAUACACACUUCCUGUCUGCUAAAUAACAGUGUCAGGAAUAUCAUCUAUCAUGGUGGGCUACUGUCCCAUCUGUGGGAAACCCGUCUACUUUGGUGAGAAGAAGAGGUCAUUGGGGCGGGACUACCACCCUCUGUGUCUGAAGUGUCAACAGUGUCAGAGACAGUUGACCCCAGGACAACAUGCUGAGGUAUGGAGAGAGAGGGAGGGAGGGAAGAGGAGGAGGGAGAGAAGGGGGACCCCAGGACAACAUGCUGAGCAUGAUGAGAAACCCUACUGCACUAACUGUUACAUGAAGAUGUUUGGUACCAGAGGUAACAGGAGACUGAUGUCAAACUGUCACAGCUCAGCCUCCUCUUCCUCUUCCUCCUCCUAGGAACCAGUCCUAGGAACCAGUCUAACCAAAAACCACCAAAAUACAACCUAAUGAGAACUAACAGCCUAUCAACAAGGAUCUAUGUUCAACAAACCUGACAUUCAGCCAUCAAGCCAAUGACCAACCAACUAGACCCAACAUUCAGCCAACCAACAUUUGACCAACCAAGAAAUACUCUAAAAGUCUCCCUCUUUCAGUCAGUCAUAAAACAACUACCUUGACCACAACAUUGUGUUCAAUGGAGAAACGGUUGUUCUUCAAUAAAACAGAAGCUUCUACAGUC
Messenger RNA from Salmo salar (Atlantic salmon), 817 nucleotides. Lineage: Eukaryota; Metazoa; Chordata; Actinopteri; Salmoniformes; Salmonidae. The record is from RefSeq and is a predicted model, not a curated record.